Messenger RNA from Nerophis lumbriciformis (worm pipefish), 4283 nucleotides. RefSeq names its product Rho GTPase activating protein 45b (gene arhgap45b). Gene Ontology annotation, cellular component: membrane. Gene Ontology annotation, biological process: signal transduction; activation of GTPase activity. The record is from RefSeq and is a predicted model, not a curated record. Lineage: Eukaryota; Metazoa; Chordata; Actinopteri; Syngnathiformes; Syngnathidae. Gene Ontology annotation, molecular function: GTPase activator activity.
GACGCACGUGCGGUUCGACGGUUAAUUGCUUUGAUCAUCAAAGCCAAUUUGCUGCCUUUAAGGCCCAGUCGGUCAUUUUCCUGUGUUGUGUUUUGUUUUUUUGUUUAAAAAAAAUAAAAGAGUAAAGUUCAAGCUAAGAAACGGUAAUAGUGACACUUGUUGAUAAAAGUAGAUUGCGCCUCUUCCUCCUCCUCCGUUGAGGAAGCGGGCGGCCCGCCUCCCUCCCCCUUUUUUCGUGUGUGUCAUUGAGCCCCCGCUCGGCUCCAUGAGUGACAAUCCGCGGCGGACCGACAGACACGCUCCGUGGAUCAGGACCCGCUCGGAUGGCAGCGACUCCCCGCUAAGCAGCACGACAGGCGGCACAACACCCAAGUGGCGAGUCGGGGGGUGGGUGGGGGGUCUGUACGUCAAACUCAAAGAGGUCGGCAUGGACGGCCGAGGCACCCUGAAGAUGUUCGCUCGCAAGAAGAGGGAACUUAUUAAAACGCCGUCCAUCUCGAAGAAGAGCCGGAGUGGAAGUCCAGGACCUCCGAAUACGUUGUCCAUCCUCCAGGAGCAGCCCCGGAAAGAUGGUGGCGACUUCACCUUCUCCCCGUCGCCCACCUCUUCCUCCUCCUCCUCGUCAUUGCUCACCCCGACCUCUGCCGGGCUUCAGGAUCCCUCCCAGUCCCACCCAGGCAUCCCCAGUCCCCAGCACAUUAAGCUGCCGCCAAUGCUGUCACCCGUUGCCACCCUAAGGAGGCCGACCACACUGAGCCGACAUGCCAGCGCUGCAGGGUUCACUCUUCAGUCGUGGGUGUUCGCCAAAGGCCAGGCCAAAGGAGCGUUGACCCCCACACCACCGUCCGACAGUCCCGAUGGCGCUGCCAUUGAGGUGGAAGACAUCCCUGCCUUGCUGAGGGAUGUGGCGCGCUUUGCAGAGGCAGUGGAGAAGCUGAAGGACGUUGUAGUGCUGGCGGAAGGUACUGAGAAUCAGCGACCCGUAGCCCACGAAUGUCUGGGCGAGGUGCUGCGCGUGUUGCGGCAGGUCAUCAACACAUACCCCUUCCUGAACACUGUGGAGAUCCUAACUGCUGCAGGAAAACUAAUAUCCAAAGUCAAAGGCUUCCACUAUGAGGCCUACAACGACUUGGACAAAAAAGACUUUGAGAAGGCGAUUGAGACCAUUGCAGUUGCUUUUAGCAGCAAUGUGUCUGAGCUGCUGAUGGGCGAGGUGGACAGCAGCACACUGCUGUCAUUGCUGCCCACUGACAAAAGUCGGUCCAUGGAGAACCUGUAUGGCGCUUCAACCCAAGAUAGUGGCCAGCUGGGGGGGAACUCUGAGGACAUGGGCAGCAUCGAGGGAGUGGACAGAAUCCUCCAGCGCAGCGAGGGUGGCGUUGACUCUGCUUUGCAGUACGCCAAAACCAUUUCCAAAUACAUGAAGGAUCUGAUCAGUUAUGUUGAAAAGAGAACCUCGCUGGAGAUGGAGUUCUCCAAAGGUCUUCAGAGAUUAUACCACUCCUGCAAGCACAGCAUAACACAUCCCCACAUGCCCCUCUUCUCCAUCUACUCUCUGGCUCUAGAACAGGACCAAGAGCUCAGUUUGGGACUCCAGCAGGCCAGCACCACCCUGCACAACCAGACCUUCAUCCAGCUGCUGGUGCAGCGCAAGCAGGAGCACGAGAAAAGGCGGAAGGAAAUCAAGGAGCACUGGAUUCGAGCAAAGAGAAGGCUGAUGGACUCUGAGUCCAACCUGCGGAAGGCCAAACAAGCUUACCUAGCCCGUUGUGAGGACUAUAAUGCCAAAGCGGCUGCCAGCCGAGCCGAGGAGGAGGGAACGGGAGCCACGGCCAAGUCGUUGGACAAAAAGAAGCGAUUGGAGGAAGAGGCUCGCAACAAGGCGGAGGAAGCAGAGGCAAGUUACAGAACGUGCAUCGCCGACGCCACCACUCAGAUGGGUGAGCUGGAGGAGACCAAGGUCACAGUGCUGAAACAGCUGCAGGACAUCAUCAAACAGAGCGACCAGACUCUCCGUUCGGCGACCAUCUCCUACUACCAGCUCAUGCACAUGCAGACAGUCGCCCUACCCGUCUGUUACCAGACUCUCUGCGAGAGCAGCAAACUGUACGACCCUGGCCAGCAGUAUGCUGCGCAUGUCCGAGACCUGCAGCUACCUGACCAGCCCACCGUUUGCUACAACUUUGAAGCUUACACACCUUCCGGCAUAUCGCCUCAUGGCCACAGACCGCGGAUUGACAGCUUCAACACGGAGCAGACUAGCCAUUCAGACAGUCCCACCAUCACUGUGGACGCAGACACCCACCGACAAGCAAGGCCGGGUCACAAGUCAUGGGGUUCGACGAUGAGUGAUGACAGCAUCGUUGGAGACGGUGGCCUGGAGUCUCCCACAACCAGCACAAGUAAUCUCAUCACGUUGUCGUUAAAAGUUUCUCAGCAAUCAUGUUUACACCGCUUUCUUUCAUUUGUGCUAGCCGACAUCACUAAAAUGGCUCGGACGUCAUCCACUGGGACAGUUUCGUCUAAUGAUGAUAUGGAUGACAAAGACAGGAAUGUGGCUUCAUUUGAGACGCCAAACAUCAACGGCAUGGACCCAGACGUAGUGGUUUCCACCAGACCUUUCCGCAACGUGGGCUUGUCCAAAGCCGCAAAAACGCACCGUAUGAGGAAGCUGCGGACUCCCGCGAAGUGCCGUGAGUGUGACAGCUACGUGUACUUCCAGGGCGCCGAGUGCGAGGAGUGCUUCCUGGCGUGUCACAAACGCUGUUUGGAGACUCUGGCCAUUCAGUGCGGACACAAGAAGCUGCGGGGCCGUCUGCAGCUCUUUGGCAGGGAUUUUAAUGCGGUGGCCGGCUGUGCCAGCGACUGCAUCCCCUUCAUCAUCACCAAGUGCGUCUCUGAGAUAGAGAGACGGGCGCUGAAGAUGAAGGGCAUCUACAGGGUGAACGGGGUCAAGACCCGAGUGGAGAAGCUGUGUCAGACCUUUGAGAACGGCAAGGAGCUGGUGGAGCUGUCGCAGUGUUCUCCACAUGACAUCAGCAAUGUGCUCAAGCUUUACCUGCGACAGUUGCCAGAGCCCAUCCUGCCUUUCCACAUCUACAACAGUCUGGUAGGUUUGGCCAAGGAGAGCAUCCAGGGUGAGGCAGACCCCACAGAGUCCAGUGGUGACUUGCCAGUAGUGAGCAGGGGGUCCCAGCUGGUGGAUCUGGGCCCAGACACAGAGCCAGAGACUCUGGUGCUAGUGGAGAAACUGAGGGAGCUUCUGAAGGAGCUUCCCAAGGCCAACAUGGCGACUCUGCGAUACCUCAUUCACCAUCUUCGACGGAUCGCAGAGUUGGAGGAGGAGAACAAAAUGUGUGCCAGCAACUUGGGGAUCGUGUUUGGCCCCUCCUUGAUGCGCCCGCGUCCCACCGGGGCCACCAUAUCUCUUUCCUCUCUGGUGGACUACCCCCACCAGGCCCGCAUUGUGGAGGCCCUCAUUGUCUUCUACUUCUCCAUCUUCCAGUCCAAAAGCUCUCGGAGCUUUGAAACCUACCGCUCUGUUUCCUCAUCUUCUCACCUGCAGGCUCAGGUUAGCGAAGACAUGACGAGUAGCUCCCCCAACGGCGAAGAGGACGGAGGCCGACUGAGGAAGAGCAAAUCUGAGUCCGACAAAAUGGAUGAAGGUGUGUCUUCAGGGUCCAGCGAGCAGCUUCCCGACUCCGACUCUGAGCUGGACGACAGCGCUCCAAGAGGACCAAGCGAGCAAGAAGACCAACUGAGCAACAGAGACAGCUUAGACCUUUCCAGCCCUACUGAUCCAGACCAAGAGGCGGACCUCAGCCACCCGGACCACGUGCAGCCUCCGCAGUUGCCGCAGAGCGGGCCCCCCGACGAGGACACGGGGGUCGUCAAGGGGGAUCUGUGCUCCUCGCUCGCCGGGCUGAACGUGAACCAGUCCAACAAUUACUACUACUGCUCACCGCUCUCUGGACGCUCAAGAAUCUUACUGGCUCGCUUGUGCGGGAAGAAAUUACCGCUGACAAAGUACCGAGCCAGUGAGCCUGAAUUUGUCUGAAUGAUCGAUCACAAAGGUUGAGAUUGUUCAAAUAAUCUCUUUAAUCUUCUGCAGCUUUUAUCAUCUAAAAUGUUUUAAUGCAAUCUUGCUGUGUAACCUAGUAUUACAUUGGCUCAUAUUUUCACGCCUUAAAUUGCUGCUGGUUUUAUUCCCGCACUUUUUUCCCUCCUAAUUCAUGUUUCACUCUUAUACAUGUGUUGUCUGUUUUAAUAAAACGAUAUAUUUA